UACAUUUGAGUCUUACCUAUACCGUCGAAUCUGUGGCCAUAUCUCUCUUCCAUUCCUUUUCUAACUUGCUUGCAACUGCCACUUUUUGAUAAGGAACUGGAUGUCUCUCUCUCUCUCUCUGUGCUGGUGAAUGUUUCCCACUCUCCUACCCUUUGAUACCUUUUCCAUCGGUUUUUAACUCGCAGUGCUUCGCAAAAACAGUGUAAUUAUUGUUUUAAACGUUUUGUGGAUUAAUUAAAAUUAGGUAUAAUGUUACGCCGAUACGGGUACAUGUUGAUUAGUACACGUCAACAUCUUCUAAUUCCUCUCCGCCACCUGAGGCAAAAAAGUAAGCCUAUGGAUUCUAAUGACACAACGGAAAAGGCAGUAUUUGGCGUAGAUAUAGGUGGCACUUGUACUCGUGUUGCGCUAAUGAGACCUAAAAAAAAUGAUAAAAACGAUUUUAAACUGACUGUAGUCAAGAAAAUUCCAUCGGUUGUUUCAUUUCUAAAAGAUGGUAAAUGUCUGGUUGGUUGGGCUGCUGAAAAAAGAACAGUUGCAAGUCCUUCGAAUACAUUCUACGCGACCAAACGAUUGAUAGGCAGACGCUACGACGAUUCUCUAGUUCAAGAUAUAAUGAAUCACGUCGGUUAUAAAAUCAUUGAACACUCCGACGAGCAUGCCUGCGUAGUCAGCAGCAACGGAAACCGAGUAUUGACUACAGCGCAAAUAGAAGCUCUAAUUUUACUAAAACUAAAAGAAUUUUGCGAAAGGAAAUUGAAAACUAUUCCUUUGGAAAAUAUCGUGCUCACUGUUCCUCCAUAUUUCAACGAUAAUCAAACACAAGUUAUCAAAGAAGCAGCCUCAAUGGCUGGAUUGAAUGUGCUGGCUGUAAUAAACACUCCUAUUGCUGCCGUCCUUUCUUACUGUACAGCUUCCGAAAGUUUGAAGGGUAGUAAAACUGUGGUUGUUUACGAUUUUGGUGGCAGUAGCUUUUACGUAACCGUUUUAAAAAUCAAUAACGAAGAUAGCAAAUUUGAAGUGAUGUCGACGGUGGGAGAUCUAUUUCUAGGAGGCGAAGAUCUUGAUGACAAGUUAGCCGAUUAUUUGGUCACCGAAUUGAAACGUAAAACUGGUGUCGAUUCUACGUUAUGUACGACCUCCAUGCAGUAUCUCAAAUUAUCAGCCAAAAACGCUAAACUGGAUUUAUCCUAUCGUACCGAAGUCGACGUGAAUUUUUUGGGUUCAUAUAUGGAUUCAACCACACAAACUUCGCAUUUUAAACGUAUAACCAUAAAGGUGACCAGAGAUAAAUUCGAAGAAUUGGUCGCAGAAUUGAUUGCCAAAACACGUAGUCUGUGCCAAAAAGCGUUAAAAGACGCCAAAAUAUCCGUAUCAGAUAUCGAUGAAGUUUUAGCAGUCGGUGGUACAAGCAGGAUACCAAAGGUACAAGCCACUGUUGAAGAAUUUUUUGGUAAAGCGCCCGCUAAAAGUGAAAGAAUGGACAUCAAUCGUACCAACGCCGUUGUAGCCGGUGCAGCCUUUCGAGGCCACGUUUUAACAUCAGAAAUUUCCAACGAACAACAACCUGCACCUGCUCCGUCAAUCAGUAUUCCAAAACUUGUGAAGGAGGAUGAUGAUUUCAAUUUUGCAAUAUCGGAUGAUCAUACCAGUUGGGAAGCGUUUACGAACAAUAUAAAAGAAUCGGAGUAUUUUGACAUGUAUACGAUGGAACACGCGGAUGGAAUUGUUUAUGCAUCGUGUAGGCCCACUCCAGGACUGUCUCCUGAUGAUGAAGAUAUUUUUUAUAUUACAGCUUACGAGAUGGUGAUGGAUGCAAUAAGAGAAAAGGGAUGUGACGAAUUACCCCAAGAAAUAGAAGAUAAGAUUAAUUUGCUAAAAAAGAAAAAAGAAGAAUUCGUGGAAAAAGAAUUAGCCCGUAGGAUGUUACCAGAUCCAGACAUGACUAAAUCGUUGUUAAAAUGGAAACGUAAAAUGUGUCCUAAGUAUAGAUACUGAAAAUCCGCUAUGAUUGUUGUUUUUUGGAGGAGAUUUUAGAAAACAUUUUUGAAAUCUAUUAUAUUUUAAAUUAUUUCGUUUCCGAGCGUUGUUGCUGCUCAGAAUUUCAGCUAGGAGAUUCGAGUACAAUUUUUUAAUCAACUGUAUGUAAUUUGGUUAAAUUUGGUGAAUAACAUUUAUGUACCUACCUAUAAGUAUUUGUGUGUGCGUCAUUUUUUAUUGUAAUUUAUAAUUUUUUUAAUUUCCUCGCCUCUUUCCUAAAAUAAAACCUAUUUUAUCCUUUU
This is a messenger RNA of Planococcus citri (citrus mealybug), 2282 nucleotides long. Its product is annotated as heat shock 70 kDa protein cognate 5-like. NCBI's taxonomy places the organism in Eukaryota, Metazoa, Arthropoda, Insecta, Hemiptera, Pseudococcidae. Bases 250 to 1998 code for a protein of 582 amino acids. The transcript has 8 exons. Gene Ontology annotation, molecular function: ATP binding; ATP-dependent protein folding chaperone. Gene Ontology annotation, cellular component: cytoplasm; mitochondrion. The record is from RefSeq and is a predicted model, not a curated record.